CAAAGCCAUUAUAACGUAACGGCUUGUAACAUGAGAAAAAAUUUAUAGUUACAAAAUUACAUGAAAAUCGUAUAUUAUUCAAAAUCAUUGUAAAUGUUAGCUUGACAUAAUUCUGAAAUACCUUUAUUAUUACGACGGGAUAUUAGUAUACUGUAAGCAUUUCUCAUGGCUAUAACUAUGGAUUUGGAAGAGACUGCUUCAGACUCUAAGCUCCAUAAAGAAAGCUUAGCGAAAAAAGAAUUACGGCCAUCUAGUGCAGUCUCCUUCUCCAAAUCUGAACAUGGACCAGAAACUUCAUCUUCAAUUGACCAACUGAAACAAUACAAGAGUUGGGUAAGCAAUGAAAGAUGGAAUGAACUCAAAAAGAUUGCGGAUACGGCGAUGAGGGAACGAAAAGUGUUUAUGAUAAAAGGCGGUGGAUUUCCUGCGGUGCGUCGAGCGCUCAUCGAAAGAGGCUGGAUCGAAAAAUACGAAUCACAUAAGGUACGUCAUCCACCUCCAACCGUAGAUCCGAAGAAAGUGUCUGGAAAAGAACUGUCUAAGGUAGAGAGAAUGAUUCUUUACAAAUUUAUGGAGCAUCAUUCCGUUGAUUUUCUUUGGACAUCUAAAAGAGAUAAAUAUGAUUGGCUACUAAGCAAUAAAGAGGUUGUAAUAAGCAGAUUUUGCAGAUCUGUUUUUACUACUAAAGAAGGUUUAACCACUUCAUUAACUCAAAUGCAUUGGUACACUGAACCUGGAGUAGCACAAACUAAGUUUCCACGAUGUUAUAAUAUUCAUAAUUCAGAUAGUCUAGAAGAAUUCAUUGAUGACUUUAGAAUAACAGCUUGUAUAAGCAUUUUAAAAUGGCUAUCCAAUACGCUGCAAGUACAUAAGGAACAAGAUCUAGUGAAAAACAACGGAAAAGUUCCAUUUACUUCUAUUGAAUUUGCAAUUUCCCGAUUGAAUGAACAUAUUUCAUUCUAUACUCAUAAAGAUAUUGACGACACAGACGAUCAAACACAACACAUAUGGGAACAUGAAUGGGAUCAAUUUCUUACGCAUCAUUAUCUCUUGGUACAUGAAAAUGCCAAAUUUUUAGAAGACAAAAAUACAAGUAUUGGUCAAUUAGAACGAAAGGCGAGUAAGGUCUUAACUACAAUGACAAAAUUUUGGCCUCAGAUAGAUAUUGACGGGGUUUUCAAUAUUUGGAUCGUAAAGCCCGGUAACAAGUGCCGCGGUAAAGGCAUCCAACUUAUGAAUAAUAUCAAAGACAUUAUAGGCCUUAUCAAUAUUCCUGCUCAGAAGACGAGAUACGUCGUGCAAAAAUACAUCGAAAAUCCAUUAAUCAUUUACGACACUAAAUUUGAUAUUCGACAAUGGUUCCUUAUCACUAAUUGUCAACCACUAACGAUCUGGUUAUACAAAGACAGUUACUUGCGGUUUAGUUCCCAAAUAUUCAGUUUGUCAAACUAUCACGAGUCUGUACAUCUUACGAAUAACGCUGUUCAAACUAAGUACAAGAAUAAUGGCGAUCGUGACAAAGCACUGCCCGACGAAAAUAUGUGGGAUUGCCACACUUUCAAAGCUUAUCUUAGACAGAUAGGAAAAUACGAAAUGUGGGAUUCAAAAAUAUAUCCAGGAAUGAAGCAGUGUCUCAUUGGGGCUAUGUUAGCGAGCCAAGAGACGAUGGACAAAAGACAGAAUAGUUUCGAAUUAUAUGGAGCCGACUUCAUGUUGACGGAAGAUUUCACUCCUUGGCUUAUUGAGAUUAAUUCCAGUCCUGAUUUGGCGCCGACUACAUCUGUUACUGCAAGAUUAUGUCCCCAGUGCCUUGAAGAUGUAAUAAAAGUCGUACUAGACAAACGUUCUAAUCCAGAGGCUGAUACGGGAACCUUUGAGUUAGCUUACAAGCAAGUUAUUCCAAAGGCGCCGGCUUAUCUCGGCUUAUCAUUAUGUAUAAACGGAAAGCGAAUUAUUAAAAAGCCAAAAGAACGGAAGCACGAACAUAGAAGCAUCACUCCUAUAGCACCCCGCAUACCCUCCGGUGAUAUAAUUGUUGAUGCCGAUCAACCGAUUCCAUCAGAAUAUAGUGGCCCUAUAAUAACAGACUUUCUAACGUGGUUAAACCCAUAUGACGCUUUACCUAUGAACAGAGAUGGUCUAUUACUGGGCCCCAAGGAUUCACUUACGGUACGCCAAGCUGUAACUGUCGUUAAAUCGAGUCAAACCCUAAAAAACUGUAAUAAAAGGCGUAAAACAUCCGCGCUCUCUUUUAGGACACAUCGAGGAAGACGCGAAAAAAACGCAGAAUCUAAGCGUCGAGUUGUACCUCAUUCCUGUUGCCGUCCAGAAGAUAACCUUUCUAAUAACCACAACGGUAAAUAUCGGACAGAAUCGGCAAGCAAAGCUGACAAACCUAAAAUUGACAGGUCGGUUGGUAAUAAGCGAUGUUACAUAGACCCAGUCGAAUGGGAAAGGGAGACGGCUAGUAUUCUCAGAUCCACAAUAUCCGUUCAAAAUAAAAUAUCAUCACGAACUGAAACCGUAGUCCCAAUCAUACGAAAAACUAAAUCUGGAAACGUUAAUUCAAAUUAUAAGCCUCUAUUGGAACCGUUAAGCUCUCGUAGUUAUGUUGAUAAAACAAAUACUAUUAAAAAGUUGAGCGCUAUCGGUAGAAGUAUUUGUAAACUACGCGAUGAAAGUAGAGUUAAGAAAUCCAUAUCGUUUUCUAAAAGUUGUACUUCAAUUUAUACACCCUAUCGGGUAACUGUUACACCGCUUAAUGACGAUCCUCAAAGUGUCCAUAUAUUUAAAAAGUAA
Nymphalis io (European peacock) is the source of this 2799-nucleotide messenger RNA. Its product is annotated as tubulin glycylase 3A-like. NCBI's taxonomy places the organism in Eukaryota, Metazoa, Arthropoda, Insecta, Lepidoptera, Nymphalidae. Gene Ontology annotation, cellular component: cilium. The record is from RefSeq and is a predicted model, not a curated record. The coding region runs from base 166 to 2799 and encodes 877 amino acids. Gene Ontology annotation, molecular function: protein-glycine ligase activity, initiating. The transcript has 10 exons. Gene Ontology annotation, biological process: cilium movement; protein polyglycylation; cilium assembly.